AUGUAUAUCCUCUCGUACUGGAAUGAGAAGAUGGCUUCGAAUUGCAAAGAGUCCAAGAUCAGGGCCUUCUGGUGUCCAGAUAGUCAACAACACAAUAUGUCCAUUUAUCCCAGGUAUAGCCACCCCGCCAAUGUUGCUAUGGUAGAGCUUGACCCAUCAUCUUUCUCAAAGCCUGUGCUGAAUGUCUUCGCAUCAACUCCUCAAUCCACGCAAGCCGAAGUGAGAGCGCGUCUGGUUCGGUUCCUUGAGGGCGCGACUGAAGCCCAUAAGGAGAAGUACUUCAUUCGCUUGUCGCAAGUGACGAACCAUUUGCCAAUGGAGACCGCGAACUUCUCCGACUUUUACUGCUCGCUCGAGCAUGCAAAAAAUUGCUCAAACAUCAUGGGCCUCGAGAUCAAUCCAAACUGGUACUACAUUCCGUCAGUCUACAACGGCCGCACCUCUAGUCUUAGAGUAUCGGGACAGCCUGUCCGCCGACCGUGGGGUGUUAUAUCGGAACCAGGUGCAUCCUCGCCGGCGACGUGGUCACGAAGUAAGAGGCUCGACUUCGAGCUCGAGAUGGGUGUGUUCUUGUCGAAGCCUCUACGGCCUGGUCAGAUCCUCGACAUACGCAACGCCAAAGAGCAUGUCUUUGGUUUUGUCAUUUUGAAUGACUGGUCGGCGAGGGACAUCCAAGGAUUUGAAAUGGCUCCUCUUGGUCCGUUUCAUAGCAAAGGAUUUGGAACCACGAUCUCACCAUGGAUCGUCACGCUCGAUGCACUGUCGCCCGUAGAGUGCCCCGUAUCUAUUCCGCAGAGCCCACCACCCUUAUCCCAUUUGGCCUGGAAAGGGGACCACUCACAUGCGACGUGGGAUAUUGAGCUGUCCGCGAGGAUAUUGAGAAAAGGGAAGACAUAUCACAUUACUUCCACGAACCUAAAAGAUCUAUAUUGGACGCCGUAUCAGCAACUCGCCCAUCUUGCGAGCGCGGGAGAAGGCCUCUCCACGGGAGAUAUAUUUGGCACAGGUACUAUCUCAAACGAUGGGCUCCGUGGCCUCGGUGGACCCGAUUCGAUGGAUGCAUGCAGCAAACGCAAGGGAUGGUACCUAAAUCAGUGUAUUUGUUCAUCACUGGGGUCGAAAAUGAUGGAUUUGAAAGAUCAAGAGGCAGGUGGGGACGCGCAACAGGAGACUAUCGAGGACACGAAGGUCGUGUUAGGUGCGACAGACGAGCGCAUUCUAUGGGAUGAAAAGGAAUCCCAGACUGUCGUGCGCAAGUUCGACAUGCGACUGCUAGCUCUUUUCACUGUCAUCAAUCUGUUCAGUUUCAUAGAUCGCGUUAAUAUCGGCAACGCGCGUUUACUGGGACUAGAAAAGGACCUGGGGUUAUUCGGACUACGCUUCAACAUUGCGCUGAUGUGUCUUUUCGUGUCGUAUUGCAUUGUGGAGUUACCUUCAAACAUUCUGUGCAAAAUCGUUGGGGGACAUAUCUAUAUCCCUACCCUUGUGCUUUGCUUUGGCAUCAUUACGAUGCUCACCUCGCUGGUGGAGCAGAAAGGCGGCCUGUACACAUGUCGCUUCCUCUUGGGGGGCUUGGUGUCCAUCAUUCUCGCGGUCAUCGCGUUCAUCUGCAUCCCAAGUGGCCCAGAAAGCGCGCGGUUCUUAACAGAAUCCCAAAAACGCGUCGCCGUGGAUAGGAUGCGCAUCGACUCUGCUGGAACAACUGAACAUUCGCAGACUAAGUUCCGCCAUGCUGCCGCCUGUGCGAUAUCCAUCGUGGUCGGCUACAUCUCUGACCGUUAUGAAAACCGGGGCUGGGUGAUCUUUGUUACCAUUCCGUUCGGAAUCGCUGGCAUGGGCCUGCUCGAGUUCCUCCCGGCUUCUAUGCCGGGUGCCAAGUACGGAGCCUUAUACCUUGCGGCGCCAGGCAUCUACAGCUUUCUGCCUCUCUGGCUGGCCUGGGCCGUUAAUAAUGCCGCGACACCGACCGUCAAAGCGGCAUCGUCGGGUCUAGUCUUCGCCGUCGGGUCGCUGGGCGGGAUUCUCGCACCGUGGGUCUAUUUACCAGGGGAUGCGCCGAGCUACCGCACGGGUCAUACCAUCAUGUUUUCUUUUUUAUUUGGAAGUUGGGCGAUUUGCAUUGGCUUGAUGGUAUAUAUCAAAUGGGAGAACCGCGUCAGAGAGAUGGGAAAGCGAGAUCGUGUGCUGGAAGGAUUGGGGCCUGAGGAGCAACUAGAGCUGAGUAGUCGACAUCCAGCAUUUCGCUAUGCUGUGUGA
This is a messenger RNA of Aspergillus pseudonomiae, 2256 nucleotides long. RefSeq lists its product as uncharacterized. Gene Ontology annotation, molecular function: fumarylacetoacetase activity. Gene Ontology annotation, biological process: L-phenylalanine catabolic process; L-tyrosine catabolic process; homogentisate catabolic process. The transcript has 8 exons. NCBI's taxonomy places the organism in Eukaryota, Fungi, Ascomycota, Eurotiomycetes, Eurotiales, Aspergillaceae. Bases 1 to 2256 code for a protein of 751 amino acids. The record is from RefSeq and is a predicted model, not a curated record.